AUGGCGCGUGAGGCAGACGUAGCACGCAGCGCUGCGCUGCGUGUGGCCGCGGGCGCUCACCCCUCCAGGGCUGCGCGCUCAGGCGAGGCCAGGAACGUGACGGCAGACAAAGCCCACGCGACGAGGCGGGGCGUCGGGAACGGCAGCAGCGUCGCGGACAACAAAGCAGCACAGAGACAGCGGCCGCUUUGGGCCGCCCCGUUCCACUAUUAUUGUUCUCUGCGCGCUCCCAUUUGCCGGCCGCCUCGCUGCUGGGAGCGUCUGCGCAGAGCAGGCCCGUGGCGGCGACGCGCAGGUUCCGGCGGAGGGGAUCGGGGCCUCUUAGCUGCGCGUUUCAAUUCUACGCCUGCCCGCUUCCUGAGCGCUGCUCGCCCCCUGCAGCGGCCUCCAGUUUCACUGGCCCACGCCGCCGUGCCCUGUCGUGAUACCGUCGACUGA
Messenger RNA from Trematosphaeria pertusa, 438 nucleotides. RefSeq lists its product as uncharacterized. The record is from RefSeq and is a predicted model, not a curated record. NCBI's taxonomy places the organism in Eukaryota, Fungi, Ascomycota, Dothideomycetes, Pleosporales, Trematosphaeriaceae. The transcript has a single exon. The coding region runs from base 1 to 438 and encodes 145 amino acids.